Cokeromyces recurvatus is the source of this 651-nucleotide messenger RNA. RefSeq names its product ras family-domain-containing protein. Lineage: Eukaryota; Fungi; Mucoromycota; Mucoromycetes; Mucorales; Mucoraceae. The record is from RefSeq and is a predicted model, not a curated record. The coding region runs from base 1 to 651 and encodes 216 amino acids. The transcript has 8 exons. Gene Ontology annotation, molecular function: GTPase activity; GTP binding.
AUGGCUACUUCUAGACAACAACAGCAGCAACAAGGACAAAAUAAGACAUACCAGUUUAAAUUGGUUCUUUUAGGCGAAUCUGCCGUUGGAAAGUCAAGUCUUGUCAUGCGUUUCGUAAAAAAUCAUUUCGAUGAAUAUCGAGAAAGCACAAUUGGAGCUGCUUUUCUCGCACAAACAGUUACUUUGGACGAUAAUACAACUGUAAAAUUUGAAAUUUGGGAUACAGCUGGUCAAGAGAGAUAUAAAAGUUUAGCGCCUAUGUAUUAUCGUAAUGCUAAUUGUGCUAUUGUAGUUUAUGAUAUCACACAAGCUUCUUCCUUGGAAAAAGCAAAAGCUUGGGUAAAUGAAUUACAACGUCAAGCUGACCCUAAUAUUGUUAUUGCUUUAGCGGGAAAUAAGUCUGAUUUAGAAGCAAGAAGGGCUAUUGAAACAAAGACUGCACAAGAAUAUGCUGAUGAAGUGGGAUCAUUAUUUUUUGAAACUUCAGCAAAGACAGCUCACAAUGUGAAUGAAUUAUUUAAUGCUAUUGCAAAGCGCAUGCCUCUGGAUCAAUUAGCUGAUAAUUCGCGUAGAAGAGGUGGCUUAAAUAGUAAUCAAGGCGUUGAUUUAAGUAAUAAUAACAAUAACAAUAGCAAUAGUUGCGCAUGUUAA